UGUUAUCUAUUAAUAUUUGUUGUGUGCAAAACUAUCACGUGGAAAGUUCAAUAUCUUGCUGGUUCAAUAAUAGCCGAACAGUUUAUCUGUAUAUUCGGCAUACAUCUAUUUUUCGCCACAGCUAAUCGACAAUUUCAAAAACCAAGUUUCAGAUUUAUGUCCAUAUUGGCCGAACAGCAUCAACAUUUCAAUCGUCACAUUGAUCUGGCAAAUCGAUUGAAGAUUAUUCACUAUGGACAAAAUUUUCAUUCAAAAAAUAAAUAUGGUUUCACAUAUGGAAAACUUGAACUUAUUUCGAUGAAUGAAUUUGUCAAGUAUUCGCUGCUAUAUUCUCAGUUAUUCAUGUUCCUCUAUAUUCACAUUGUUUUGCGAAGAUCAUAAAGUCAACUU
Dermatophagoides pteronyssinus (European house dust mite) is the source of this 390-nucleotide messenger RNA. RefSeq lists its product as uncharacterized. NCBI's taxonomy places the organism in Eukaryota, Metazoa, Arthropoda, Arachnida, Sarcoptiformes, Pyroglyphidae. The record is from RefSeq and is a predicted model, not a curated record.